Messenger RNA from Fraxinus pennsylvanica, 1395 nucleotides. NCBI's taxonomy places the organism in Eukaryota, Viridiplantae, Streptophyta, Magnoliopsida, Lamiales, Oleaceae. The record is from the annotation of a GenBank genome assembly.
AUGCUUCACAUUGCCAAGGAUGUUCCGCGCAAUUCACUUUCAUCAAUCACAAUGAGGUCACCUGGAGUAGGGCGUGGAAGAGGAAGAGGUAGAGAGGAUAGCUCUAAAGCAAAAGGCAUUGGUCAUGGUUUGGAUGAUGGAGCUGCUAAAAACACAGGAGGAGGUCGAGGCAGAGGAGAGCGCCUCAAUAAGUCAAAGCAUAAGCCUUCCCACAAGGCACUCGAAACUAAGAGAUUGGACUACUAUGAGCAAGGUCACCCAAUGAAGCCACAUAGGAUGCGGAUGACUCAUGCUCUCCUCACACAAUAUGGACUACUACAACAUAUGACUGUAUUUAAGCCUAGUCCCGCUCGAGAGAGGGAUCUGUGCAAGUUUCAUGCGGAAGAUUAUGUCUCGAUCUUGAAAAGAAUCACGCCAGAUAAACAGCAGGAUUACCUGACACAGCUGAAGAGAUUUAAUGUUGGCGAUGAUUGCCCUGUUUUUGACGGUCUUUACUCCUUCUGUCAAAGCUAUGCUGGAGGUUCUAUUGGAGGAGCAGUUAAGUUAAACUAUGAACGUUGUGACAUUGCGAUAAACUGGGCUGGUGGAUUGCACCAUGCAAAAAAAUGCGAGGCUUCCGGUUUCUGCUAUGUGAAUGACAUAGUUCUGGCUAUUUUGGAGCUCCUCAAGUUUCACGAGCGCGUUUUAUAUGUGGACAUCAAUGUUCAUCACGGAGACGGCGUUGAGGAGGCAUUUUAUACUACAGACAGGGUCAUGACCGUCUCUUUUCACAAAUAUGGAGAAUAUUUCCCUGGCACUGGCGGCAUAGAAGAUAUUGUAUUUGGGAAGGGGAAAUAUUAUGCUGUUAAUGUUCCAUUAGAUGAUGGAAUUGAUGAUGAAAGCUAUCAGUCCUUGUUUAAGCCAAUUAUGAGAAAGGUUAUGGAAGUUUAUAGGCCCGGAGCCGUCGUUUUACAAUGUGGAGCUGACUCCUUAUCUGGGGAUAGGUUAGGCUGCUUCAAUUUAUCCAUUAAAGGUCACGCGGAGUGUGUCAGAUUCAUGAGAUCCUUUAACGUGCCGCUUCUUUUGUUGGGUGGAGGUGGCUACACACUACAUAAUGUUGCUCGUUGCUGGUGCUAUGAGACGGGAGUGGCACUAGGAAUUGAGGUUGACGAUAAGGAGCCAGAGCACGAAUACAUUGAGUAUUUUGGUCCAGACUACACCCUUCAUGUUGCUCUAAGUAACGUGAAAAAUAAGAACUCUAGUGAAAAGUUGGAUAGAAUAAGAACAAAGCUCCUUGAUAAUCUCUCGAGACUUCCGCACGCACCAAGUGUACAGUUCCAAGAACGACCGCCUGAUACUGAAAUCCCAGAGGAAGAUGAAGAUUAUAAUACUGCUGAUGAAGGUAAUGUUCAUUAG